This is a messenger RNA of Carica papaya (papaya), 808 nucleotides long. RefSeq names its product large ribosomal subunit protein eL24. Gene Ontology annotation, cellular component: cytosolic large ribosomal subunit. NCBI's taxonomy places the organism in Eukaryota, Viridiplantae, Streptophyta, Magnoliopsida, Brassicales, Caricaceae. The record is from RefSeq and is a predicted model, not a curated record. Gene Ontology annotation, biological process: cytoplasmic translation. Gene Ontology annotation, molecular function: mRNA binding; structural constituent of ribosome.
UAGGGUUUUGUUCCAGCAGAUAAAGUCGCCGUUCCUCUUCUUCUUUAUUUCAGAAGCUGUCGCGCGUGAAGAGGAAGAAUCCUUUGGGUCCUCUUUCGUUUCUUAAGGAAUUGGCGGCGUAAGGGAACGUUAGCAUUCAAGUUAAACAUUAGUAGGGUUUCCGCAGAAAAGGAGGUACAGCAGCAGCAGAGUAGCAGCCAUGGUUCUUAAGACGGAACUCUGUCGCUUCAGUGGGGCCAAAAUUUACCCUGGGAAAGGCAUCAGAUUUAUUCGUUCUGAUUCUCAGGUUUUCCUGUUUGCCAACUCAAAAUGCAAGAGAUACUUCCAUAACAGGUUGAAGCCAUCGAAGCUUACCUGGACUGCUAUGUACAGGAAGCAACACAAGAAGGACAUUGCCCAAGAGGCUGUGAAGAAGAGGAGACGCACCACCAAAAAACCAUACUCCAGGUCUAUUGUGGGUGCCACCUUGGAAGUUAUCCAGAAGAGAAGAACUGAAAAGCCAGAAGUUCGUGAUGCUGCCAGGGAAGCUGCUCUUCGCGAGAUUAAGGAAAGGAUCAAGAAGACGAAGGAUGAAAAGAAGGCAAAAAAGGCAGAAGUGAUGGCAAAGCAACAGAAGACAGGAGGGAAGGGGAAUGCUCCUAAGGGCGCCGGACCAAAAGGUCCAAAGAUUGGUGGUGGUGGAGGGAAACGAUGAGCUUUGGGAAGGAUUUGUUGUGUAGACUUGUUGCGAUCUCCAAUUUGAAUUUUGUACUUGAAUGGAUUUCUGGUUAAUAUUAUUGAAUGCACUUAAGCCUAUGUUUAAAAUAAA